UCCCCCGUCUGUGUCUGAAGUUACAGCAGAGCGUUGCGGCUCCGGUGACCCACUUUGUCUCUCUCCCUUUUUCCCUCCCCGCACGUGACAAAAUAGGAAAGGAGGAGGGAUGGGGGGUGGGGGGUUGUUUUGGAAAUGGCAUUUGCAGAUAAGAGCUGGAUGAUGGUGGCAUGUGUUUAAGUGUUGGUGAGAGCUGCUUUUUGGGCCUUAACGCGCCCUCCCCUCAGCGCGCUGACUGGCAGAUCAGCCGCUUGGCGAGCUCAUGCUAACCGAGGGCCAGCGGGCAGUUUAUGGUCACUGUCAUGGGAGUGUGAGUUUACAGGCUUUUCUCUGUUCCUGUUCCAGGAAUUUGUACCGCACUGUGCAACUUAAGGCUGUGAACUGUAAAGGCCAACACAGCAUCUCCUACACGUUGUCCAGGCACCAGACGGUGGUGGUGGAGUACAGCCAUGAUAAAGACACAGACAUGUUUCAGAUUGGACGGUCCACGGAAAAUCCCAUAGAUUUUGUGGUUACUGACACCGUAGCGGGAGGCCAGGAUGGAGAGGAGACUCAGAUCACCCAGAGCACCAUCUCUCGCUUCGCCUGCAGAGUCGUCUGCGAGCGCAGCCCCCCUUACACUGCUCGCAUCUAUGCGGCCGGAUUUGACUCCUCCAAAAACAUCUUCCUCGGGGAAAAAGCAGCAAAGUGGAAGAACCCUGAUGGCCACAUGGAUGGGCUGACGACCAAUGGGGUGCUUGUAAUGCACCCUAAAGGAGGCUUUAUGGAAGAGUCCAAGCCCGGCGUCUGGAGAGAGAUCUCCGUUUGCGGAGAUGUCUACACUCUGAGAGAGACCCGCUCGGCGCAGACCCCAGGAAAACUGGUGGAGAAUGAGAGUAACGUCCUGCAGGACGGCUCUCUGGUGGACCUGUGUGGGGCCACUCUGCUGUGGCGCACCGCAGAGGGUCUCUUUCACACUCCCACCCAGAAGCACCUGGAGGCCCUGAGGCAGGAGAUCAACGCGGCACGGCCCCAGUGCCCCGUGGGUCUCAACACGCUCGCCUUCCCCAGUAUGCAGCGCAGUCGGGCCCUCUCCUCUCUGGAGGACAAGCAGCCGUGGGUCUACCUGGCGUGCGGGCACGUGCACGGCUACCACAACUGGGGCCACCGCUCCGAGCGGGAGCCCAACACCCAGCGGGAAUGCCCCAUGUGCCGGGUGGUGGGACCCUACGUCCCGCUGUGGCUGGGCUGCGAGCCCGCCUUCUACGUGGACACGGGCGCGCCCACUCACGCCUUUGUGCCGUGUGGACACGUGUGCUCGGAGAAGUCGGUCAAGUACUGGUCGGAGAUCCCUCUGCCCCACGGCACCCACGCGUUCCACGCCGCCUGCCCCUUCUGUGCCACGCAGCUCGGCCCCUCUCAGGGCUGGUCCAAGCUGAUCUUCCAGGGCCCGGUGGACUGAUCCGAGGAUCCCUGCUGCCGGAACGUUCUGGGAAACCGAUCAGAUAAAACCCGUGCGUCAUUUAUGCAAACCAGCCUCGAAAUGGAAUGAGUUUGCUUGAGUUUUGGCCGUUUACGUGGAUCCUGUUCAACAGGGAGCCAUUACAGAUUGUUUAGGAGCUUUUCGGACGGAGUCAGAGAGUGCUCUGUCCAGACAACCAGUUGUUUUAUGCAAGGCUUCGUCGUCAGGGUGUUUCGCAACACUACCAUCAGAUUGCUACAGAAAGUCUCUUAAACGAAUGACUUUUUUCUCCUACCAGGUGUCUUUGGGUCUGUUGGGAAAGGAAACAGUUGUUUAGUUUCUGAUGGGACGGAGCUUUCACAGAGCCAGACAGCUGGACUGUUGGCUGGGAGAAAAGCCAGAAGGAACUUUGGGGUUUAACGGCUAAAUAGCCCAAAAAAAAAAAAAACAAACAAAAAAAUGCCUCCAAUCGUUCCUCUUGGUGGUAAACUCUUAAUGGCAUCCAAAUCACGUAACUCGCUAGAAGUGGCUUCCAUUCACCGAACAAACUUUGAUUUGUACAGAGAUGAAAUCCAGUGCCUGAGAUCCCGAUAAAA
Messenger RNA from Poecilia latipinna (sailfin molly), 2037 nucleotides. It is a transcript of the gene peli2, whose product is annotated as pellino E3 ubiquitin protein ligase family member 2. Bases 263 to 1441 code for a protein of 392 amino acids. The record is from RefSeq and is a predicted model, not a curated record. Gene Ontology annotation, molecular function: ubiquitin protein ligase activity; protein binding. Gene Ontology annotation, biological process: regulation of Toll signaling pathway; protein polyubiquitination. NCBI's taxonomy places the organism in Eukaryota, Metazoa, Chordata, Actinopteri, Cyprinodontiformes, Poeciliidae. The transcript is spliced from 5 exons.